Alternaria incomplexa is the source of this 1086-nucleotide messenger RNA. RefSeq lists its product as uncharacterized. Lineage: Eukaryota; Fungi; Ascomycota; Dothideomycetes; Pleosporales; Pleosporaceae. Bases 1 to 1086 code for a protein of 361 amino acids. The record is from RefSeq and is a predicted model, not a curated record. The transcript has a single exon. Gene Ontology annotation, cellular component: cytoplasm.
AUGACUUUCACCGUCCUCUCCGACGCCGACAUUCAAACCCUCCUCCAUAACAUUUCCCCAUCCGACGUCCAGAACCUUGCAUCAGCACUCAACCAAGCCCUUACCGAAUACUCAUGCAACGAUGAAGUUCCCUAUCAACCACAUCGCGCGCAUGUCGCGCGACCAAACGGUCAGGUCAGCCUCUUCAUGCCAGCAACAACACCAUCAUCUAUCGGUGUGAAGAUAGUCGGUGUCGCACCAUCUCAAGCGACUCCACCUGGAGAGAAUCCCAAGCCUGCACUACGAAGUGUACUUACGAUUUGCGAUGAGUCGGGACAGGCAGUAGGCGUGUUGAAUGCGGCAGAGUUGACGGCGUUCAGAACAGCGCUGGGGAGUAUGUUGUUGUAUCGGUACCGGAAGAAGACUGAGAACAUAGUGGUGUUUGGAGCGGGUAAGCAGGCAGAGUGGCAUAUCCGCCUUGCUAUCCUCCUGAAAGGAGAUGCUAUCCGGAAGAUUACUGUUGUAAAUCGAUCAAGUGCAAGAGCGAAGGAACUCCUUAAUUCACUGGCACAAUCGAAAGUCGGUGGACAUAUCAAGAUGGAUAUUUUCAAUGACAAGGAAGAUGCGUUGGAGAAUUUGGUCACAGAAGCAGAUGUCAUGUUUUGCACAACACCCAGCACAUCUCCGUUGUUCCCGGCUUCGUAUAUUACAUCGAACGCUGGCCUUGCUAAGUCUCGGUAUAUCGCUGCAAUCGGGUCUUAUCGUUUGGACAUGCAAGAGAUUGAUCCGGAGUUACUGGAGGAUAUCAGCAAUCCCUCCGGUCUUUUUGCCUCUCAGGUCUACCAAGGGUUGAUCACUGUUGAUAGCAUCAAAGGAUGUAUGGACGAGGCUGGUGAGCUGGUAGCAGCGGGACUGAAACCGGAGCAGAUGCUUGAGGUGGGGAAGGUGGAUAGGUUGAGGAGCGAUAGCGGGGUGCAGAAGUGGCUUGAAGAGGGGUUUGUUGUGUACAAGAGUGUCGGCGUGGGUAUUAUGGAUAUCGCGAUUGGCAAGGCUUUGAUGGAGCUGGCCGCGGAGAAGGGGGUCGGCGUGCAUUUGGAUAGUUUUUGA